Molecule: messenger RNA, 5386 nt
Organism: Kockovaella imperatae
Lineage: Eukaryota; Fungi; Basidiomycota; Tremellomycetes; Tremellales; Cuniculitremaceae
Product: RecF/RecN/SMC N terminal domain-domain-containing protein
Exons: 19
Coding region: 142-5040 (1632 amino acids)
Biological process (GO): mitotic chromosome condensation
Cellular component (GO): chromosome
Molecular function (GO): protein binding; ATP binding
Source: RefSeq, a predicted model, not a curated record
GAUGACGUAAUCAUUCUCAUCGUUGAGACGCGUCGGGUGACAAAAUCAACAAACCGCCAUUAUAUUGACACGAAGUUAUCGUCUAGUAUUCACCUAGGAUCUGCUCUCCCAGCUGGUUCACUAGGGUUUGAACGGCACAAGAUGCCGCCGAGAAGAUCAGCAAGGACUUCGACGGCUUCUGCGUCGACGAAGGCCCCGGUCUCGACACGUACAACGGCCGCUGCGCCUCCUCGACGAACUAAACGGGUCGUCUCACCUACACCUUCUGCGUCCGAUGAUGAAUUGGCUGGAGGUCUGGAGGACGAGGAGGACGAGCAGGUACCAGCGACAUUAAAGAAAUCUGCAUCCAGACAGGCUGUUGCGAUGGUCGGGAGAGGAAAACCGCCGAAGGCCAUUGCUAAGCCGGUGGCUGCUACGGGCCGUCGAAGAAGUACAAGGAUAUCGUCUGCAGCUUCUAUCUCCUCGAACGCUUCUGAGAUGGAGUCUGCGGAUGGAGAUACGACAGCAAAGUCUGUAUUGGAGGAGGACGAAGACGAAGAAGAAGUAGAGGUCAAUGAGGAGGAAGAAGAGGAAGAAGAGGAGGUGAUUGCAGCGCCAAAGGCUCGAGGUCGUAGGGUGGUGUCGGGCGCCAAGAAUCAGACCAAAGCUGGAAAGGCGAAGAAGAUUGUGCACUCCGAAGAAGACGAGGAAGAAGAGCCAAUCGAAGGCGGCGAGCCAUCGUCUCAACAUGGAGCUGCGAUGCCUCCAAAUGCGAGUGAGGCAUUGGCAGACAUGACCGACAAUGAAAAAACUCCAGCACCUCCAAGAGCAGUCUCUGGUGCUGUUCGACAACCUAUCUCCCCAAUUAACGGUGAAGAUGACGAGCCUGCUGAAGAUGCUAUGCUGGCGCCUGCCCCUAUAUCUGAAACCCAAGUCCCAAUCGAGAUGAAAGGUAGACCUCCCAUACCAAGGUUGCGACUCGAUACAGACUCGGAAAUGGACGUCGAGGAGGCGGAACGUACUAUCAGACUAGACUCGACGUCUGGCUCACCUCCACCUCUCGUCAACAUUCCACCACCUACGCCGGGUCGUACGCCCUCUGCAUCUCGCCUUGGGCCGCCGCCGACCCCGGGACCAAGUCAAAAUCAAUCGCAGCCUCAGCCCUCGGCCAAACCUAAACCGCGAUUGACCAUUCACAAAUUGGUCCUGGUCAACUUUAAGAGUUAUGCUGGAAGACAGGAAAUCGGACCGUUCCACAAAUCUUUCAGUGCGAUCGUCGGACCGAACGGAAGUGGGAAGAGUAACACUAUCGACGCUCUUUUGUUUGUCUUCGGAUACAGAGCGAGCAAAAUGCGUCAAGGAAAGCUCAGCGAAUUGAUACACAACUCAGCGGGCAAAGAAGGACUCGAGUCAUGCUCGGUGGAAGUUUGGUUCAGGGAGAUUGUUGAUCUGCCCGGAGUGAACGAUUUCCUUCUAGUGCCAAACUCACAGCUGGUUGUCACCCGGACUGCGUAUCGCAACAACUCAUCAAAGUACACCAUCAACGAUAGGACAAGCUCUUUCGGCGAAGUCACGGCAUUGCUCAAGGGCAAAGGCAUAGACUUGGACCACAAUCGAUUCUUGAUUCUCCAAGGAGAAGUCGAAUCUAUCGCGCAGAUGAAGGCAAAAGCGCAGAAUGAGCACGAAGACGGACUGCUUGAGUACCUCGAGGACAUCAUCGGAACAACGCGAUACAAGGAACCGAUUGAACAGGCAAAUGCAGAGGUGGAGACAUUAAACGAGGAAAGAGGAGAGAAGAUGAACCGUUUACGAGUCGUUGAAAGAGAAAAGGCCGCUCUAGAGGAAAAGAAGCAAGAGGCCGAAGGCUUUCUUCGCGACUCGAACGAGCUCACGAGGAAGAAGUCUUUGCUUUGGCAAUUUCACAUGUACACUCUGCAGAACAACCUUGACAUCACUUCCAGCGCGAUCCAAUCUUUGACGGCUCAACUGGCCGAGGAGCAGCAGAAGAAUGCCGGUCAUCUAACCGAGAUUGACGACCUGCAGAAAGGCUAUGAUGAGAAGCUGGCAGCGUUCGAAGACGUCAAACGUCUUACGGACGCACUCGUUAAGGACUCCAAGAAAUUCGAGAAGGAAGAAGUCGGGCUCCAGGAGAAGAAGAAGCACUUGUCCACGAAGCAGAAAAAAUUGAAGAAGACGAUUGCAGAGGAUGGUCACGCACGGUCCGAAGCUCAGGCGACGAUCGAUAAUUUGACCUCUGAGCUGGAGGCGAAUCGUAAUAAGGUGACGACUCUCGAGACCAAAUUGGCCGCAGAAGAAGCGGAGCUAGAAGAGGUCAGAGACAGCCUGAAAGACAAAACGGACGAGUUCACCGAUAAGAUCGAAGUCAAGCAACGCGAGCUAGAGCCUUGGACAGCGAAAAUAAGCGAGAAGCAGUCUGCCAUCGACGUAGCUCAAUCUGAGCGGGACAUGCUAGUCGAGAAGGCGUCGAGCGCUGCAGCAGCUCUGGAUGAAGCUCGAAGAAAUCUGGAAUCCCUCAGAAAAGGGGACGGAAGCAAGCAUGAGGAGUAUGAGGAGCUCAAGAAAGAAGCCGUCAAGGUCAAAAAGGCCCUCGCAGGUGGCGAGCAGGGUAUAGAGUCGAUGACGGCUCAAGGCGAGCAAUUGCGCGCCAAACUUUCAUCCGCGAGACAGAAGAUGGACGAUGCCAGGGCUUCGCUCGCAGAGGACAAAUCGGAGAACGCCGUGUUGAGCGGUUUGAACAAGCUCAAGGACCAGGGCAGGAUCAAGGGCUUCCACGGCCGCCUGGGGGACCUCGGUGUCAUUGAUGACAAAUACGACGUGGCGGUGACGACCGCGUGUGGAGCACUGAACAACUUGGUGGUCGACACUGUGGAGCAGGGUCAAGCCUGCAUCGAACAUCUGCGGAAAGGCAAUAUUGGUCGUGCCUCUUUCAUGGUUCUGGAGAAAUUGCCACCGAGAGAUCUGUCAAGGAUAGAAACACCUGAAAACGUUCCGAGACUGUUCGAUCUCAUCAAGCCCAAAGAUCCCAGAUUUGCUCCUGCCUUCUUCAAAGGUGUCUCAAACACUCUGGUGGCGGAGGAUCUCGCCCAAGCUCAGCGAAUCGGGUACGGCAAGAAACGUUGGCGAGUAGUUACUUUGGCUGGCCAGCUCAUCGAUCCCUCUGGUACAAUGUCUGGAGGUGGUAACAAGGUCUCCCGUGGUGGAAUGAGCAGUAAAUUUACCGCAGACAAAGUGGCUCCGGAGGUGGUAGCUCGGUAUGAAAGGGAGUUCGCGGCGGCGGAGCAGGAGCUGGCUGCAUUCCAAGGCGGCAGAAAGUCUGCAGAAGCGGAACUCAACGGAUUCAGAAGGCGUCUGCCGGAAAUUGAGAUUGCCAUGGAGAAGAUUGAGCUAGAUGUUCAGACCGCCACGAAGAGAAUUGCGGAGGCAGAGAAACGACUGAAAGAGUUGCAAUCCGACAGUGAGCCGGACGCUGCAGAUGAGGCCCGUGUCAAGAUUUUGGACAAGCAGAUCGCAUCGCUCACUGGAGAGGCAGACAAGCUUCGCGAGGAAGCCGCAGUGAUCCAGUCACAAAUUAAAGAUCUUCAAGAGAAGAUCAUGGAAGUAGGCGGCGUCCGAUUACGGUCAUGUCAAUCCAAGGUGUCCACCACUAAAGGUCUCCUCGAUCUCGCCAACGAGAGUAUCACUAAGGCCGAAGUGGGUCAGACUAAGGCCGAGCGGGAUAUCGUCAAGCUUGCGAAAGCCUUGGAGGCGAACGGUACCAAGCUGGCAGAAGCAGACGGAGAGCUUGAGGUCGUGGAAAGAGAUCUUCAAGCGUGUACCGCCGAUCUUACCGUCUUGCGUGAAAAGGUGCAAGAGGCUCAGGACGCGAGUACCGAUGUCCAGGAGGACCUGGCUCAAAGCAAGACCGAGCUGGAUGAGAAAUUGGCAGAUAUCAAUGCUUUCCGGAAACUGGAGAUGGACAUCAAACAGAAAAUUGAGGAUAGUCAACGGGUACAAAAGGACAGUAGUGAUAAGCUCAAACACUGGAAGAAGCGUCACGCCGAACUCGAGCUGGCGUAUAUAGAUGAGGAGGACGAAGACGAGGAAGAGGAGCCUGUCGAGGAUCCCGCUCGACAAGCGAGUGUGGAUGGAGGUCCUGCUGGCGAAGACGAACGGCCUGCUCCCAAACAGAAGCGUGAAAAAGAAUCCCACGAGCUGGCCGAGUACAGUCCUGAUGAGCUCCGGGCCGUUGACAAGGAGAUGCUGAACGCGGAAAUCACUCAGCUUGAAGAGGAAAUCGGCAAAGCCAAGCCUAAUCUCACCGUCCUUGCGGAAUACAGGAGGCGGGAAGCCGAAUUCUUGGAUCGAGCAAGGGAUAUGGAAGCGGUCACGUCGCAACGAGAUGCUGCGAAGAAACGAUACGAUGACUUGCGCAAAGUCAGACUAGACGAAUUCAUGGCUGGCUUCUCGGCGAUCAGUAUCAAGCUCAAGGAGAUGUAUCAGAUGAUUACAAUGGGUGGAAAUGCAGAGAUCGAGUUGAUAGAUUCUAUGGACCCUUUCUCCGAAGGUGUCGUGCUGUCCAUCAUGCCCCCAAAGAAGUCUUGGCGUGCCAUUGCCAACUUGUCAGGUGGUGAAAAGACCCUCGCUUCACUAGCGCUGGUCUUCGCCCUACAUGUCUUCAAACCCACUCCUCUGUACUUUAUGGACGAAAUUGACGCAGCUUUGGACUUCAAGAAUGUGUCCAUUGUCGCCAACUACAUCCAGUCCAAAACGCAGGCUGCUCAAUUUAUUGUUAUCUCUCUGCGAAAUGACAUGUUCGAGCUUGCGCAUCGUCUCGUAGGCAUCUACAAGACCUCAAAUUGCACGAAAUCAAUUGCUAUUGACAACAAGGAUCUCACCACUCAAGCAGUUCCCAGACGAGACCCUGCCAUGUCACCGUCAAAGCGUAUAGCAAGGUCACCGUUGCCUGGCGCACCGGGGACAGCACGAAAAUUGCCGCCAGGCACUCCCAUGACGCUGAGCGCAACGUCAUUAUCUGAGGCUACGCCUCGCGUGGGAGCAUGAUCAGGACCUUGUUGAGUAGAGAUUAUCACCUUGUAAAUAAUUUGUACUGUCAAUCUGCCCUAUCUUUGGUUUUUAUGUCUCGAGCGAUGCAAAGGAAAUCUGCGCCUGUUGACGUCUAGCAUUAUGCAUCGGAUCUCGCCAAGAAGAGUGAGGAGCUUCUCCAUGUUGCUGUACGAAUUGGUUGUGUCGUCACAUGUUGCCCAAGAUCUAUGCCCAUUCCCUGGGCUUUUUCAGAACGUCUAUCAAUUCGCCUUCCUUCGUACCCGGUUUGCCCAUAUCAGAUUGGUACUCCCAUCUAGCCGUCUCUGGUAAACUGCACAAGUGUCAGUAGAGAUUUGCCGUGACA